Messenger RNA from Centropristis striata (black sea bass), 7842 nucleotides. RefSeq lists its product as uncharacterized. The transcript has 6 exons. The record is from RefSeq and is a predicted model, not a curated record. Bases 40 to 4149 code for a protein of 1369 amino acids. Gene Ontology annotation, molecular function: GTP binding. Lineage: Eukaryota; Metazoa; Chordata; Actinopteri; Perciformes; Serranidae.
CCUGUGAAGCGUAGCAGCAGCUUAAAGCUCCCACCUUCCAUGUCUGAGCUGAGAGUUGUUCUGCUGGGGAACAGCUGGUCUAAGAGGAGUUCAGUGGGGAACUUCAUACUGGGAGAGACUGUGUUCUUUACGGAGGAAAAACCAGACAACUGUGUGCCAGUCAGUAGAACACUGGAGAAGAAAAAAAUAGUUCUCAUCAACACUCCAGAUCUGCUGGAUCCCAACAUCUCUGUAAACAAACUGACAGAACAUGUAGAAAAGUGUGUGAGACACUCUGAUCCUGGACCUCAUGUGUUCCUGCUGGUUCUACAGCCUGAAGACUUCACUGAGAAACACAAACUGAGACUCCGCAAAGUCCUUGAGAAGUUCAGCGAGCGAACAUUUGAUCAUUCUCUGGUUCUGGUGUCAACACCCAGGGAGGAGAGUUCAGGUUCCAUGGAAAACUAUAUGAAACAUCCUCCAUUGAAAGAUCUGAUCAGAAUGUGUCAGUACAGGUGUUUGUGGCAGAAGACCCUUGAACGUCCAGAGCUGUUAACACGUUUGAGUCAAACUGCAAAGGAGAACAAUGGAGAGCAUGUGAGCUGUGAUGUCUUCCAGGACACAACAUCUACUUCAGCAGGUGUACCAAAACAAAAGGAAGCAAAGACCGCAACCAUCACAGAUACUGUUAAAUCUGUUGGGUCAGGUGAUCGACCACCUGUGAAGCGGAGAAAAAGCUUUGAAUGGCUGCCACCUGACAUGUCUGAGCUGAGAGUUGUUCUGCUGGGGAACAGCUGGUCUAUGAGGAGAUCAGUGGGGAACUUCAUACUGGGAGAGAAUCUGUUCUUUACGGAGGAAAAACCAGACAACUGUUUGCCAGUCAGAAGAACACUAGAGAAGAAAAAAAUAGUUCUAAUCAACACUCCAGAUCUGCUGGAUCCCAACAUCUCUGUAAACAAACUGACAGAACAUGUAGAAAUCUGUGUGAGACUCUCUGAUCCUGGACCUCAUGUGUUCCUGCUGGUUCUACAGCCUGAAGACUUCACUGAGGAACACAAACUGAGACUCUGCAAAGUCCUUGAAAAGUUCAGCGAGCGAACAUUUGAUCAUUCUCUGGUUCUGGUGUCAACACCCAGGGAGGAGAGUUCAGGUUCCAUGGAAAACUAUAUGAAACAUCCUCCAUUGAAAGAUCUGAUCAGAAUGUGUCAGUACAGGUGUUUGUGGCUGAAGACCCUUGGACGUCGAGAGCUGUUAACACGUUUGAGUCAAACUGUGAAGGAGAACAAUGGAGAGCAUGUGAGCUGUGAUGUAUUCCAGGACACAACAUCUACUUCAGCAGGUGAUCAGCAAAUACCAAAACAAAAGGAAGCAAAGACCACAACCAUCACAGAUGCUGUUAAAGCUGCUGUGACAGAGGGAAUAGAAGGGGGAGACAUGCAGCAAAAGGACCUCGGGCCGGACUCAAACCUCAGUCCUCUCCCACAAGGACUCAGCCUUAAUGCAUCUGAUUUCAGGAUUGUGCUACUGGGAAAUAGUGAUGACAAACAGACAAAACUUGCUAACUUCAUCAUCAGAGGCAAAAGUUCUCACUCAGUUUCACUCCCAACCAAGCAACGUGUGGUCAUGCAUGGAGACUGGAGAGGAAAACCUUUAACAGUAGUAAAAACUCCAGACAUGUUCAGUUUGUCUGAGCAGGAUGUGAGAAGAAAGGUGCAGGACUGUGUGAGUCUUUGUCCUCCUGGACCAAAUGUUCUGCUGCUGUUAGUGAAGCCUUCUGAAUUCACAGAGGAGAACAUCCAGAGACUGAAGUUCAUCCUGAGUUUGUUUGGUGAAGAUGCUUUGAAGUUCUCAAUGGUCAUCCUGACACAUGACAGUGAAAUGAGUUCCAUUGUUUAUGGACUAUUUCAAAACUGUGAAGGAAGACACUACAGCUUGUCUGAAAAAAACCACAGAUCAUUAAUGGAGAGGAUUGAACAAACCGCAAAUAAAAAAGCUUUAAACGUGGUUCUGUGGGGGAGGAGUGGAGCAGGGAAGACCUCAGCAGCCAAGGCCAUUUUAGGUCAGACAGCGCUUCAUUCAGUCUCCAGCUCAGAGUGUGUUAAACAUCAGGGAGAGGUGUGGGGACGUUGGGUGACCCUGGUGGAGCUGCCUGCAUUAAAUGGAAAACCUCAGGAGGAAGUGAUGGAGGAAUCAAUCAGGUGUAUCUCCCUCUGUGAUCCUGAGGGCGUCCAUGCCUUCAUCCUGGUCCUUCCUGUGGGUCCCCUCACUGAUGAAGACAAGGGAGAGUUGGAGACCAUCCAGAACACUUUCAGCUCUCGAGUCAAUGACUUCACCAUGAUUCUGUUCACUGUGGAGUCAGAUCCUACAGCUCCAGCUGUUGAUAACUUUGUAAAAGAAAACAAGGACAUCCAGGAGCUCCAUCAGAGAUGUGGAGGAAGACAGUUUGUCCUCAACAUCAGGGACCAGCAGCAGAUCCCAAAGCUGUUGGAUGAUGUGGUAAAGAUGAGAGUUGAAGGAUCCAGAUGCUUCACAAUGAAGAUGUUCACCAAGGCUCAAGUGGAGAAGCUUACAAGACUUCAAGCUGAACUGCAGGAUGUGAAACAGAGUGUGACGGGAGGUGACGAUCAACAUCAGAGCAGCAAGACUCUCAGGAUAGUGCUGAUUGGACGGACUGGCAGUGGUAAGAGUGCAACUGGAAACACCAUUUUGGGAAAACAACAAUUCACAUCUGAUGCCAGCAUCAGUUCAAUCACCCAGUUUUGUGAGAAAGCAACCGGAGAGAUUGAUGGGCAGCCUGUAGCUGUGGUCGACACUCCCGGCUUGUUCGACACAAAUCUAUCAAAUGAGGACGUUCAACAGGAGCUGGUGAAAUGCAUCAGCAUGUUGUCUCCUGGACCUCAUGUGUUCUUACUGGUGCUGCAGAUCGGUCGCUUCACAAAAGAGGAAAAAGAGUCAGUGGAACUGAUCAAGAAAUGCUUCGGUAAGAAUUCAGGAGAUUUCAUCAUCAUUAUAUUCACCGGAGGAGAUAAACUGAUAAAUCAAACAUUUGAGAGUUACAUAGAAAAGGACCGUGAAGGCUUUUUGACAAAACUGAUACAUGAAUGUGGAGGAAGAUAUCAGGUCUUCAAAAACAACAAUCAGACCGACCGCACACAAGUCAGGGAACUGAUGAAGAUGUCCUACAAGAUGAUGAAGGAAAAUGGCGGCAGCUUCUACACCUCAGAGAUGUUUCAAGAGGCCGAGGAAGCCAUACAGAAGGAGGUGGACAGGAUCCUGAAGGAGAAAGAAGAAGAAAUGGAGAGACAGAAGGAGGAGCUGCAAAGGAAACACGAGCAGGAAAUGGAAGAAGUGAAGAGAAAAAUGAAACAACAGAAGUCAAAAAUUGAAAAAGAGAGAGCCAGACAACUGAAAGAAAUGGAGGAAAACAUCAACAAGGAGCGUGAGGAGAAAAAGAAAGAACAGGAAAAGAGACAAGAAGAAGAGAAGAACAAGCAAAGGCAGGAAGAACUUCAACAUAAAGAGUGGGAGCAAAAACUUGCAGCUCUGGAGAAAAAAAUAAAGUCAGAAUCAAAGGAGAAGGAAACCAUUGAUAGAGAGUUGGAGCAGAGCAAAGAAGAGCUUAGAAAGCAACGAGAGGACUGGGAAAAGAAACAAAAAGAAUGGUGGGACAAACGAAAUCAAGAAGAUGAUCAGAAACGACAGGAGGAGAAAACAAGAAUAACAAAGCUACAAGAAGAAUAUGAGCAGGAAAGAGAGAAACAUGAAAAGAAAAGAAAAGAAGAAGAUCGAAUCAGAAGAGAACAGGAGGAGAAGGAGAGAAAAGAACUGGAGGAAAACUAUAAGAAGAAACUGGAGGAAAUUAAGAAGAAAUAUGAAGAGGAGGCCAGAAAACAAGCUGAAGAGUUCAAUGAGUUCAGAAGGAAAUACACCAAGGACUUUGCAUCGUUGGUCGAGAAGCACAUGGAAGAAAUCCAGGAAUUGAAGCAAAAGCAUGUGAGACAAAUGCAGGAGAAGGAAGAGAGCAACACCAAACAGUAUAAUCUGUUACAAAACCUCUCAAGUCACAAAGAAAAAAACCUGAAAGAAGAAACAGAGGAGUUAAAGAAGAAGCAUGAACUAGAAAUAAAAGAACUGGAACAGAAAUACAAAGACAAAUGUGUCAUCCUCUGAACCCUCUUCCCAUCCCGGCUUGAUGAUUAUGAUGCUACUUAUUUAAACACAAUUUGGACUGGACUAUUAAACAGUGUCUUCACUUUUAUAGCGCUUUUAUCCAAAGCACUUUACACAACAGACUCCCAAUUCACCCGUUCACACACACACACACACACACACAUUCAUACUGAUGGCUGAGGCUAUCCUAAACAAUGCCACCUGCCAGCGUUGGGAAUUCAUUCACAUUCACUUUCUGUUAAUUCACUGCUCUUGAAUAAUUCACAUAUUGUCAAAAUGUCAAUAUUCAGUCAGUUACUGCCACCACGUAACAGUACCUACAUUGUAUCUGUCAUCUUGUCAUCAUGUUCCGGAAUGCGCUUCAUGGAGCAAGUCUGGAGGACACCAUCACCCUAUUCCAGCUCAGUUGAAGAGGUGUUUUCGUGGUUGCCGUGCUGGUGCAAAAGUUAAGGCUCGGAAAUGGAGAUAUAAGCCUUUUCUGCUGUCAGUCAUCAUGGGGAAUGUCAACUCUCUGCCCAACAAGACUGAUGAACUGGAGAUACUGGUGAAGACUGAAGAAAGUAUACUGUAGUCUCUUGUGUUUUACUGAAACGUGGUUGAAUCAAAACAUCUCAGACUCCAAUGUGGAUCUACCUGGCUUCACUCUCAUAAGAUCAGACAGAGAUGCUAAAGCUAGUGGCAAGAAGAAAGGUAGGGGGUUGGCUUUAUUUGCGAACCAGAGAUGGUGCAGUCCUGCACAUGUUACUGUCAAGGAGAAGAUGUGCUGUCCAGACAAUGAAUUAUUGGCAGUUAGUAUGAGACCAUAUUAUGUACCAAGGGAGUUCAGUCAUAUCAUAACAAUACUUGUGUACAUUCCACCCAAGGCAACUGCUGAAGUUCCAUGUGAAGUUCUACAUGACCUCGUUGCUAGGAUACAGACUAAACACCCAGAAGCAUUCUUGAUCAUAUCAGGGGAUUUCAAUCAUGUUUCCCUCACCUCUCGCCUGACUGGAUUUACACAGUUAGUUAAUUGUCCCACCAGAGAAAAUAAAACCCUUGAUCUGCUGUAUGCUAAUGUCAAACAAGCUUACAGAGCUACUGCCUUGCCCCCAAUAGGACGAUCGGCCACAACUUAGUUCUUCUGGAGACUUGUUACAAACCAUGUGUGUGGAGGCAGCCUGCAACUAAACUCAGGAAAUGGACACCAGAGGCAACUGAGGCUCUAAAGGACUGCUUCGAAUGUACAGACUGGAAUGUGUUGCUGGAAACAGAGGAGAACAGUAUGGACAUUGAUAGACAGGUUGACUGCUUUACUGGUUACAUCAACUUCUGUAGAGACACGGUCAUACCCACUAGGACUGUACGCUGUUUCCACAAUAACAAACCUUGGAUAACUAGUGAUUUAAAGGCAAUCCUCAAUGAGAAGAAGUCAGCUUUUAGAGAUGGUGACAAGGCAUGGCUCAAACUAGUGCAAUAUAAGUUGAAGAAGAGAUUAAAGAUGGCAAAGGUGGAAUACAAGAAGAAACUGGAGAGAAAUCUACGGAACAGCAACAUCCGUGAAAUGUGGAGAGGAAUCAACACCAUCUCUGGUUACAACAACAACAAAAGACAGCCAGUGGCGGCUAAUGUAGAAAGAGCUGAUGAACUCAACCAGUUCUUCAACAGAUUCAAUACAGCGACGUCACCCAAUGCCAAUGCUGCUGCUGCUCCUCCUCCUCCUCCUCCUCCUCCUCCUCCUCCUCCUCCUCCUCCUCCUCCUCCUCCUCAACAUGUGUAAAUCUCCAAAGCAGCAUCCACCCCCCCCUCUUACACCUGAGCCUCCACCCUUGUCUGUCACAGAGAUGGGGGUGAGGUUGGAACUGAGAAGACUUUGCUCUAGGAAGGCUGCUGGCCCAUAUGAUGUGUGUCCAAGGCUGCUCAAGGACUGUGCUUCCCAACUGUGUCAACCUCUCCACAAGAUCUUCAACCUCAGUCUACAGUUGGGGCGACUGCCGGCACUAUGCAAGAUUUCCUGUGUUGUGCCGGCACCAAAAAUAAAAUGUCCAGCUGAACUCAAUGACUACAGACCACUAGCCCUCACUUCUCACAUCAUGGAGACCUUGGAGCGGAUGAUUCUACGCCAACUGAGAGCUGAAGUCAAAGACAAACUCAACCCCCUGCAGUUUGCAUACAAACAACACAUGGGAGUGAACGAUGCUGUCCUCUACAUGCUUCACCGUGCCCUUGCAAGGAAACUGGUGCUUAUGUAAGAAUCAUGUUCUUUGAUUUUUCAAGCGCAUUCAACACCAUCCAACCCAACAUACUUAAAAACAAUCUGACAGAGAUGGGAGUGGAUCUUUCCUUCAUCUCCUGGAUCACAGAUUAGCUGACAGGAAGACCACAGUAUGUCAGGUUGGGGAACUGUGUUUCUGGGACAUUAAUGAGCAGCACAGGGGCUCCACAAGGCACUGUUCUGGCUCCAUUCCUGUUCACACUGUACACAGGGGACUUUAAAUACAACUCUGAGUCCUGCAAAAUCCAGAAGUACUCCGACGACACUGCUAUUGUGGCGUGUAUCAGGAAUGGACAGGAAUCUGAAUAUAGGGAUCUGAUAAAAGCCUUCAGUGACUGGAGUCACAAGAUCUAUCUCCUACUGAACACCUCAAAGACUAAGAAAAUGAUCAGAGAUUUCUGCAGGCUCAAGCCCCCUCUUCUGCCAGUGAAUACCUGUGGGGUGGACAUCGAGGUGGUGCCAAGUUAUAAGUAUCUGGGUGUAUACCUGGAUAAUAAGUUGGACUGGUCCCUAAACAAAGACGCUCUCUACAAAAAGGGGCAGAGCCGCCUCUUUUCGUUAAGGAAGCUCAGAUCUCUUGACAUCUGUAGUAAGUAAUUGGAGAUUUUUGAACGUCUACUUCUCCGGCAUAAUUUCAGCUAGAGACUCCAUUUAAACUUUAAACAGUAGACACAAAUCUUGUGUAUUGAUGUAUUAAUCAACGUUUCGAUAGGUCAUAUAGUUUUUUAUCAAUCCCUGUUCAAUGACCAUGAUCAUUUUUGGAGAAAUUCUGAGAUUUUAAUGGGUGUGUAUUGCACGGAAUGUUCGUGUCACAGUGUGUGACAUCAUCGCCAGAGUGUAGAGGGAGAGAAAAAAUUGUCAAAAAAUAAAUUUGAAAACUGCACUCCAGGCCACAAAUUCCACUCUACAGAAAUAAUUUAUACAUAGAAACGUAGCAAAAUUUGUCUUCUCACUCAAAAUCCUCUGGUAAAGCUGUCAGAGUUAUAGUUUGGGCGUAGGACGCACAGAUGCGCCACCAACACGCACUAACAGCCCCAUUGGCUCCCAUAUUAAAAACGCAGGAAGAUUUCUGUAGAAAAGCAUAUUUUUCUUCACAAAAAACAUAUGUAGACGUUCAGGAAGAACUCAGGACGCUCAAAGUGAAGUCAGAUCAAUGAUAGGUAUUAUGGUUUUGCCAAAAAUGCUUUCUGUUCGAGGCCAGAAUUCCAGUCUGUCCACCUCUGGCUGCUGUCACUGUUUCGGAACAUUCAGGUGGCAGUUUAUUCUGUUGAUUGCUCUGCUCUGAUUGCCUUUGAUCUUUGCUGUGAUUGCCUUUGAUCCUUUGAUGUGAUUACAGUUACAGAUACACGCACACGCACAUGUGCGCAUAAGCGCGCACACUCCUCCAGGUACACAUGUUUCACACACACACACACACACACACACACACACACACACACACA